CUGGCGUGUGAUUACCGAUUUUGCUAAAUUGUUACAUUUGUCAAUAAUUAUUAAUGUUUUUAAGGCCGUUUAAUAUAUCAAUAUAACGAAAUUAUUGAUUAUAUUAAAAUUUCAUCUGAUACAAACAGAAAACAAAACAAAUUAAAGUGGUGUUUUUAAUAUAUCAUGUGAAUAUCGUGUAUUGAAUUUGAACGUUACUAAAAUCGAGCUUUAAUGAAUAAUAAUAUGAGUGCCCAGCAGAGCCCGGCUAAUAUGCAGGCUGUCGUAGAUAGAGAAAAGAUUUACUCGUGGAUUUUGGAACUUUGUAAUCCCGAAACUCGUGAGAAUGCUCUUUUAGAACUAAGUAAAAAACGUGAAGUUGUACCAGAUUUGGCGCCUAUGCUGUGGCACAGUUUCGGUACAAUUGCAGCACUUUUACAAGAAAUUACCAACAUCUACGUGGCUAUGAUACCACCUACACUUACAGCUCAUCAGAGUAACAGAGUUUGCAAUGCGUUAGCAUUAAUGCAGUGCGUCGCAUCUCAUCCAGAAACGAGGUCUGCUUUCCUUCAAGCACAUGUGCCAUUGUUCCUCUACCCUUUCCUUCACACUGUUUCUAAAACUCGUCCAUUUGAAUACCUGAGACUAACUAGUUUAGGUGUAAUUGGAGCUCUAGUGAAAACUGAUGAACAAGAAGUGAUAACUUUCCUCUUAACCACUGAGAUUAUACCAUUAUGUUUACGCAUUAUGGAAAAUGGCUCAGAAUUGUCAAAAACUGUGGCAACCUUUAUAUUGCAGAAAAUUUUACUAGAUGACAGUGGUUUGAGCUAUAUUUGUCAAACCUAUGAUAGAUUUUCACAUGUAGCUAUGAUUUUAGGAAAAAUGGUUUUAUCUCUAGCCAAAGAUCCAUCUGCAAGGUUGCUAAAACAUGUGGUACGAUGCUACCUCCGCCUUUCAGACAACCCGAGGGCUCGUGAAGCAUUAAGGCAGUGCCUUCCAGACCAAUUACGGGAUGCAACAUUUACAGCAUGUCUUCAAGAAGAUAAUUCCACCAAACAUUGGUUAGCACAAUUGAUUAAGAAUCUGGAAGCCCAGCCGCCACCCGCAAGUCCAGCCCAACAGAAUAUGUGAGAUUUAAAUAUACAUAGGUUUUCUCAUUACAAAGUUUUUAAAAUGUAAAAAAAAUUACAUUUUAUGCUAUUGUAAAGGUUAACCUAUACCUGUGAUCAAAAGUGAUUACAACUUACAAAACUUUCAAUUAAAUAUGUUAUAGUGCGAUAAAAGAAUAGAAACUCUCAAGCCUUUUUGUUCUCAUAAUUUUUUACUGUCAUAUAGGUAUAGUUAACAUGUGCCUGAAUGUGCAAAUUCAAAACAAUAAGUGUUUUUAUCCUAUAGCUAUGAAUUAAAUAAAAUAUUCUAGAUAAAAAUUAUAUGAAUUUGCACUGUUUAACUUGUCUUUGCUAGUAUAUCUUAUUAAUUGACAUACAAAUAAUUUUAUAGUAUUAAAACAAAGAAAUAUCAAUUAGCCACAUGUUGCAAUCAAUGUAUUAUUUUUCUAGGUAUAAAACAAGAUGAAAGCACUAAUUUUGUAUGCAGUAGUAGAGUGGACUACUAAUAAAAGUUUUCAUAUUGAAAUAUUUAGUCUUUUAAUUAAUAUCUUAUGGUUAUGAGGGUGUGAUAAAUAGUUGCUACAUAAGAGACAUAUUACUAGUAGUAAAAUAAGCAAUUAAUGUUAAAUGUAUUAAUUCACCAACUUGUAAAGGCAAAUAGCUAUGCACGGACAGGGUAAACAUGUAAGCUGACAACAAAAUACAUUCAUACAAUGUCUUUUGCAGUUGGUAAUAAUUUAUUUAAUUAAAUAUUACUUUCGAGUCUAGUUAUGUAUCCUCUCCGUGCAACACUGAAUUGUGGCAGCUUUGCACUACUAAAUCAAUGUGUAAAUUAAAUGUAAAAUCAUGUCAACCUUGUGUGUAGUGAUGUAAGUAACUAUGUUGUGUUCUAAUUACUAUAAACCUGAUAUUGUAACCUAGCAAUAUAAAUAAUAUAUCAUUAAUGUAAUAAAUGGGAUAACCAAUUGAUAUACAAAAAUAAUUUAUUUAAAUAUUGUAAUAGUUAGAAAUCUGGACCUCUAAUAGGAUAAUUUGAUAAAGCCCAGUGCUUUGCGCUAACAUAUCUUAAUUUUAAAGGUUUUGAUAUAACUGACUUCUCUACAUGAAUUUCAAAAUCUUCUUCAUUCAAAAUAGGUUUUGUUGUUAUCUUCUUUUUCAUUCUAUUUGAAUCAAUGCUAUCUUUUAUUUUUAUUGCAGUUUUAGACUUUGAUUUAAGAGUGCUACUUUUUAAUAUUCUAUUAUCUAUAAAUUGAGUUCCACAGCUUAUUGUCUCUAUACACUGUGUACAAGAUUUAUCUAAAAUCGAGUAGUUCUUUCUGUCUAAAGUUUGUAUUUCUUUAGAGCUCCAUUUCGCAUUAAGGCACUUACAAGGUAAGCGAUGAUCUCGUUUAUGGAUUAAAGUCACGCAAUUGUUAUCACACCUUAAAGGUCCAGAGAAGAGAGUGUUAAUAGAUGAAUGGACUAAAUUCUUUUUAGUUUGCUUAUCACCAAUUCUCAAUCUAGGUGUUACAGGGCCAGUUAUAUGUGGUGCAUCAAAUUUAUUUGUUUUCUUCUUCUCUGUUUGUAAAUUUUGUUUUGGUUUAACAUUAUUCCUUAUAAUUGGGGUUUUGUUGCCUGAUUUUUCUAAAAAUGUCACCUUUCUACUGUCAUUGGAUGGUGGCUCUACAAUAUCAUGGCAAAGUUUUCGAGCUACGACAGACAUCUGUAACUUUUUGUAAUAAAUGAAUAAUAUUAUAAACCUUAAGUUAUUAACAGGUUAAACAUUGUAAUGGUUUUAAAGUGAAUGCUAAAAUUUUAACCUACAUUUUAAAAUAUAUUGAAUAUUGUUGUCAGUAUAUUUUUGUGAUGUCAAAUCUUUACUAAGUACAACCUCUUUGUAUAAGAUUGGUUUGUAAACUAUAAAAACAAAAU
Vanessa atalanta (red admiral) is the source of this 2999-nucleotide messenger RNA. RefSeq names its product CCR4-NOT transcription complex subunit 9 (gene Rcd-1). Gene Ontology annotation, biological process: negative regulation of translation; mRNA catabolic process. The transcript has a single exon. Gene Ontology annotation, cellular component: CCR4-NOT core complex; CCR4-NOT complex; P-body. Lineage: Eukaryota; Metazoa; Arthropoda; Insecta; Lepidoptera; Nymphalidae. The coding region runs from base 214 to 1110 and encodes 298 amino acids. The record is from RefSeq and is a predicted model, not a curated record.